This is a messenger RNA of Naegleria fowleri, 1269 nucleotides long. RefSeq lists its product as uncharacterized. The record is from RefSeq and is a predicted model, not a curated record. NCBI's taxonomy places the organism in Eukaryota, Heterolobosea, Eutetramitea, Acrasida, Naegleriidae. Bases 1 to 1269 code for a protein of 422 amino acids. The transcript is spliced from 3 exons.
AUGACAAGUGUUACUUGCAUAUUCAUACUUUGUUUCAAUUAUCAAAGAGACUCUUAUUUGGAUUUCCAUUUCGGUGCAUUAAGAGCCAACCAAUCGAAGUCCAUCAACAAAAAUCCACAAAAAAAUUCCUUGAUCGAGAAAAAGCCUUCGUGCAGCAGCACCACUCAAACAGCAGCACUCAACUGUUUUAACGAAUUUAAAAAGACAAGCACUAUGGGUAACCAACAAUCACCUCAAAUCAAGAACAGACCUCUCUCAUCCAACAAAAUUUUAAUUAUCGGAAAGGGUAUUUACAAUGUAGAAUUACCUGAAAUCCAUAACAAGCAAAUACUUCAGGCACUAAAGGAAGGCCUUCCUAAAUUCAUUCGAUUACAAAUUUAUUUGAAGGAUGCUAAUGGUGAAUUAAUUCCAGCAAAUCCUCCAACUGUUCAACACCCACAAUUCACAUUCCCAUUGGCAAAUGAUAAAUCAUUCUCAUUUAGUGACUAUCACUAUUUCUUACCUAAUUUAGAGUCAUUAGUGGGUUUGGCAAUCAUUGCAAGUUUGGAAGUACCUCUUUCAAAAGAAGCUCAACAAUCUUCACUGAAUUCUGUAUUGAGUUAUAUUGGAGCAGCAUCGGAUGUUAAUUCCGUUCCUUUAGGAGAGGGUUUUAUUGAUUUGAGAGCCAUCAAACAACGUGACGUUUACAACAGCUUGACUGUUUCUAUUGUCAACAACACAAAGGUGGUCGCAAAAAUUGAUUUGCAAAUUGUAAAGCCAGGUCUUAAAAUUGAUAUUUUAGAGUUACAACAAUCCAUUGUUAAUUACGAACAAAUUCAUAAUGUUGAAGUUACUGAGACAAAUUUGUUUAAUAGAACCUUUGAUAGAUUUGUUGAAAAUACAUCAGAAAUUCUUGAAUGUAGAAAAGCUAAAUCCAAAGCUGAAACUGAGGCUCAAAUCUGGAUUAAUAACCACACCGAACACAGAAUUCGUGUUGUUUCCAUUGAUACCACUCAUACCAAGUCUGGAUCUGGAUUUGAAUUUUACAGUUGUAAUGUUUGGUAUAAGUUCACAAGUGAAUUCUUAAAGGAAACUCAUGAGUUGGAAAGAGAAAAACAAGAACGAUUGAAGAAGGAAGCAGAACUUGCUAAACAAAAGCUUCAAAAACAAGAAACUUCUUACAAUGCAGAGGUUGACGAAGAGGUUCCACUCACGGAUUCUGAAACAGAGGAAGAAAAGCCAACAGAGGAACCACCAGCAACUUCCACAACUCCAACCGACACGAAUUAA